Molecule: messenger RNA, 1081 nt
Organism: Orbicella faveolata
Lineage: Eukaryota; Metazoa; Cnidaria; Anthozoa; Scleractinia; Merulinidae
Product: adenosine receptor A2a-like
Biological process (GO): G protein-coupled receptor signaling pathway
Cellular component (GO): membrane
Molecular function (GO): G protein-coupled receptor activity
Source: RefSeq, a predicted model, not a curated record
GGCCAACGUGAUCUACAGUAGUUGGUGAGGCAAGUGAUCCACAGCGACGAGAAAGAAAACAGCUGAAAACAGUUUGUAUGUCAAACGCUUGCUGAGUAGUUUAAGGAAACUUGAGUCAACUAUCAUGAAGCAAUCACUUUGUGAGUUGCUGCUGGAUUACCUCCCAAGAAUCUCCGAAGUUGAGGACUUCGUUUCUACUUCCAUCGCUAAUUGUGUCUUCAACAGUUUUCUGUCCUAUACCGCCAUCAUGUUGAACAUUGUAUCAAUCCACGCAAUAAGAAAAACGUCGUCGUUGCCAAAGACUUUAAAAACAUUGCUCCUGAGUCUUGCUGUUUCUGAUGUUAGUGUUGGUUUAUUGGUCCAGCCAUUUUACACCUCACUUCUGAUCAAGUUGUCACAAGAACACACCCCUGGCUGUGACACGCAUAAGGCUUUUUACUUCAUUGGACAUUUAUUUUCCUUGGCUUCCUUCUUGGGUGUUUUGGCUGUAAGUGUAGACAGGUUCUUAGCUAUUCAUCUUCAUCUCAGAUAUCAGGAACUUGUGACUCACCAGCGUGUUGUUGCUGUGGCGAUUUCAAUAUGGGUGUUAAGCCUAUUUGUUUCUUUUUUAUUGUUUUGGGUUCCACUCGAUAUUUACUCACUUAUCGUAGCAUCUAUUGCAGUUGGUGGUCUUGUUCUUACAACAAUGAUUUACAUCAGGAUUUAUUUAGCCGCACGACGACACAAGAAUCAGAUUCAGGUCCUGCAAGUACAACAAGUAACACAGGCUAACGAAAUAGCAAAUUUUGCUAGCCUCAUGAAAUCUGCGAUCGGUAUAUUUUAUGUAUAUGUUGUGUUUCUAAUUUGUUAUUUGCCUUACGUUAUCGGUUUGGCCGUUUUUGAGAUAGUAGGCUCAAAUAUUACUUUGAAGAAACUUUAUUUCUCCUUCUCGACAAUCGUCUUUCUGAAUUCGUCUUUGAAUCCUGUAAUUUACUGCUGGAAAAUGAGAAACAUUCGACAGGCCGUCAUAAACAUAUUGCGGAACAUGUCUUGGUUCAGAGAUCGCGCAUCACUUGCAUCGACCGGCAAUACUACACUGUGA